Xyrauchen texanus (razorback sucker) is the source of this 3650-nucleotide messenger RNA. It is a transcript of the gene bsk146, whose product is annotated as brain specific kinase 146. The transcript has 4 exons. Bases 239 to 1420 code for a protein of 393 amino acids. Lineage: Eukaryota; Metazoa; Chordata; Actinopteri; Cypriniformes; Catostomidae. The record is from RefSeq and is a predicted model, not a curated record. Gene Ontology annotation, biological process: peptidyl-threonine phosphorylation; peptidyl-serine phosphorylation. Gene Ontology annotation, molecular function: ATP binding; protein serine/threonine kinase activity.
UUCCCCCCAGCAGCACAAUAGAGAAGCGCAGUGCAAUCUGCCGCAGGAGUGAGUGUGUUCUGCUGCGGCUAACCUUCUGAUUCUCCAACCUCACAUAGAGACCCGCCAUGAGAGUACCAAGAGAAUCGAUUCACAUCCCUGCGACCCGCUGUUUUUCAGGCUAGAAACAGAAGCCCCGGUGUUUUGAACGGAUUUGAUGUAAGGUCCAGCGGUUGACAGCAGCCUGUUCCCAUGCAAGAUGAGCUCGUCUCCUGUCGUCUCACAUGUUUCCGUCGACAUCCUGGAAGAACUGCAGCUCUUUGCAGCUCAGAAUCUGGAGAAGGUUGAGAUCAAUAAAUACUAUGAGAUCAUACGGGAGCUGGGGAAAGGCACCUAUGGGAAGGUGGACCUUGUCAUCCAUAAGAUCAGAGGCACCAAGAUGGCUCUGAAGUUUCUAAAGAAGAAAACAACCAAGCUGAAGAGUUUCUUAAGAGAGUACAGCAUUUCACUCUAUCUUUCGCCAUGUCCCUUUAUAAUCAACAUGUUUGGAAUUGCGUUUGAAUCUGAAGAGUACUACGCUUUUGCACAGGAGUAUGCCCCAUCUGGUGACCUGUUUGAUAUUAUUCCACCACAGGUGGGUCUUCCAGAACCAGUGGCUAAGCGUUGUGUCCAUCAAGUGGCCAUUGCCCUGGACUACCUCCAUUCAAAAAAGCUAGUGCAUCGAGACAUCAAGCCCGAGAACAUCUUAAUCUUUGACAAGGAGUGCCGGAAGGUCAAGUUGUCAGACUUUGGUAUGACACGGCGAGCUGGAUCACCAGUGAAACGUGUGAGUGGAACCAUCCCCUACACGGCUCCCGAGCUCUGCGACACGUCCAAACACGAGGGCUUCUGCGUGGACUACAGCACAGACGUCUGGGCCUUCGGAGUGCUCCUCUUCUGCAUGCUCACUGGUAACUUUCCCUGGGAGAAGGCCAUGCCGUCCGACACCUUCUAUGAGGAGUUUGUGCGCUGGCAGAGGCGACGGACAGGUACGGUGCCGUCACAGUGGCGCCGCUUCACGGAUGAAGCAUUGCGCAUGUUUCGAAAGCUUCUGUCCUUGGAGCAGGAACGACGGUGCUCCGUCAAAGAGAUGUUUGCGCAUUUUGGCCACCGUUGGAUGCUGGAUGGUCAGGGUGGUGGAAGCCAUCAACAAGCUGUGCUGAACUCUUCAUCUGAGGAGGAAGAGCUGCUGGUGAACCGUAUGAAACAGCAGACCUUGUCGCCGGUGGCCAGCACAAGCAAAAAUAACGCAAUGGAUUCCGUAACGGCCGCGGCGCACCACUUCACCUCUGUGUCCACAAACAGCUCUGUUUCUUCCACCAAUAGCUAUGAGCGCACAGCCAGAGACAGCCCCCCUAGUAGCCGCAUCCUGGUAACAACCCCUAUAGAGAUCUGCGUUUAGAGACUGGUCAAUAUGCACAAGUUAAUGCACAGCUUCCCGACAAGAUCAACUUUAGCACACAACCAGUGACUAAAACAUUCAAACACUCGCAUAUGUCCUGAAAGGAGUUUGCAGAGUGCAAUAGCGCUAUUAAAUAGAUGGAAACCAAGCAAAAAAUGAUGUAAACAGUGUAGUUUAUGAAGAUGAACUUAACUUGUGAUCUGUAUCUAUUUGAUUCUUCAGUGUUCAGUGAGUUGGCUCAUUAAAUGAGACCAGCCUUUAGCUGUGCUUCUUUGCUAACAUUCCUUGCAGAAAUGUACGUAUUUCUGCAGUAGAAAACAGUCUGUGAAGUGGACGAGUUGUGCUGAGACAAUGAAAUACUGUGUAGGUCAUUCUUUCUAACUCAUGGAUUAGCAACGAACCAAUAAAUUAGUGUAUUGAAAGGAAGAUUUACAAGCUUAAAUCCAGUUUGUGGGAAGAUUAUGAAGGCUUCCCCAAAACUUCUUUAAAGCAAUAUAUGGAGCAAAAAAGGAGAUGAGAGCAAAGGAGAAUACCGGGAUCUACAUUCUUUUUGUUUGCCUUUUUUGUGUGUGUGUGAACAAUUUACGCAAACAGCGAAAAUUGGGCCUGAAGACAUAGAUGAGAAAAUAGAACGUAUGAUAUUUGCAUCUGUGGUAUCGUGAAAGUGUGUGAGUGUUUGAGAGUUUGUGCGUACAAAUUACUUAAUCAGUUGUUUAGUUAUUUAAGGCCUGAUUUACUAAAACGUUCAUUACAUGCAACAAAAUGAACGUUUUCAGGUUUAUCAUGACGUGCUUGGAACAUGUCAUAUUGCAUGCACUCAAAAUGUUUAUAAAGACUCGUAGACUGUUUUGAAUUUACUUAAUUUAUCAGGACUUCUAGAUAUAUAUUUUUUCAGUUGAUCAGUAGUAAAUUACAAACAUCGUAAAGUAGUUUACAAUGUUUAAAAUAUCAUCUGUUUUGGUACGUUUUUGACGUUUAUAUUGUGCAUCAGCACAUCAAAGCUUAUUUUCUCUCCCAUCAAACAGAUGUCAAGUAGUUAUCUACUAAUGACUGACAAGAAUUUAAAAAUAAAGAUGAAAGAGAAAAAAAAAUCAAUGUUUAUUCCUAAUGCUUUAGAUUGUUUUUGAGAGUUUGACUUUGACAUUUCAAAAGUUUAAGUGGUAGUGGGUUAGUCGAAGUGGUAAACAUAUCUAUUUGAAAAUUUUCAGUUUUUUUGAAAAUGUUUGCCUGUUUUUUUUUUAUUUUAUGUUUUUCUCCUUUUAAUUAUGUCUUAGUUACUUAUAUUUUUCCUACAUUGGUUUAAACCAAAACACAAUACAAAGACAUUGCAGAUGUGUGCAAUCACAUUUUAAUAACUGCAUGUUGAGUAAAGCAAACAUCUAUUUAAAAAAAAAAAGUGAUUUAAGAUAUGUGAGAAAUGUUGUAAUGUGAAAUUUGCCGUCAAAUUUCUUGCAUAAUGUUUCAGAGUGCAAUUGUAGUAGAUGACGUAGGGCAAACGAUCAAGCCAAAAUAAUAAUUGUUAGUUUUGUUGUGUCGUGUUUGUAUGCUGCUGCUGUUGUUAUUAAUUUCUCAGAGAUAAAGAACUACCUGAAAAAGCCUGUAUGUAUGCAGCCCCAUUAGAAGCUUAAAUAAGUAAUGCCUGCACCACUGCUGUCGAAUUAUGAAAGUGAUUUAAUUUUAGGCAAAGUUUAAAGUCUAAAGGGAAGACUCUAAGCUUGCUGAGAAAUUUAGUUUUUAUUGGAAUUGGUACAGUAUAUUUUGUGUUUAAAUGUUUUUUAUUUUGUCUGCAUGAAAUUUCAACAUGUACUGAUAAUAUGUUAUGAGAAGAAAAAAAGAUUAGAUAUAAUAGCCUUCUUCACAUCAAAAGUGGGCCAUUCGUCUAUAACAGCAUAAAUAUUGUGUCCAUAUUGAAGACAUUUUGUGGAACUCUGCUGAUAGUGCAAUUAUACUUCCUGACCAUGAGAUGUUGUCAUUAAAUGCAGAGUUAGCCAAGAAACUGGCAGUGCUUUUACCAUAUUAAUAACAAAUGAAAAGAACACCCCACUGAGGAUUUUGUGAUUUUUGUGAAAGUGCUAAACUUUGCUCAAGCUUUUUGGUUUAUGGUGAUUUUGAUGAGCUAUCAGUGGGCUUUUAGUCACUUCAAAACAAACUCUGAAACUCAUGUCCAAUUUCUGUCUUUGCAAUACAACUGUCUUCCUGUAAGUUCAGAUUUAUUCAAAAAUAAAUCUUG